Brassica napus (rape) is the source of this 626-nucleotide messenger RNA. RefSeq names its product pre-mRNA cleavage factor Im 25 kDa subunit 2-like. The record is from RefSeq and is a predicted model, not a curated record. Bases 239 to 616 code for a protein of 125 amino acids. NCBI's taxonomy places the organism in Eukaryota, Viridiplantae, Streptophyta, Magnoliopsida, Brassicales, Brassicaceae. The transcript has 6 exons. Gene Ontology annotation, cellular component: mRNA cleavage factor complex. Gene Ontology annotation, molecular function: mRNA binding.
CAUUCUCCGUCUAAGAUAGUCCUCUGUUUCCUCGAGAUUAGUAGAUCGAUACACAGGGAGGGACAGGGGAAAGAAAAUUCCGACAAUCAUUGUCUUAUUCGAUCUGGGAGAGACAGAACAUAAACAGAGAGAUGGCUAUGUCUCAGGUGGUGAACACGUACCCGCUUUCGAACUACAGCUUCGGAACUAAAGAACCGAAGCUCGAAAAGGACACUUCCGUCGCCGACGUCUCGCUCGUAUGAAAAUCAACUAUAUGAAAGAGGGCAUGAGGACUAGCGUUGAUGCGAUUCUGCUGGUACAAGAACACAACCAUCCUCACAUACUUCUCCUGCAAAUUGGUAACACAUUCUGCAAGCUUCCAGGUGGACGCCUGAAGCCUGGAGAAAACGAAGUUGAAGGCUUGAAAAGAAAGUUGACUAGUAAGCUUGGAGGCAAUUCUGCUGCUCUUGUACCUGACUGGAAGGUAGGAGAAUGUGUUGCGACGUGGUGGCGUCCAAACUUUGAAACCAUGAUGUACCCGUAUUGCCCUCCUCACAUAACCAAGCCCAAGGAAUGCAAGAGACUUUAUAUUGUUCACUUGUCUGAGAAAGAGUACUUUGCAGUGCCCAAAACUUGAAGCUCUUGGC